AUGGCGGGUGUACCACGGCUUUCAGUGUGGCUCUCAGCGACUGAAGGACCCAGCUGUGAUCAUGACUACGUUCCCAUGUUUGUUACCGCCUACAGAGUUACCGAAGCCUUGAAAUGUGCGCCUUGGAUGAUUAAUCAUUGUAUCCGCGACAUACAUUCUGUGCAAGCAGGACUUCAAGGCCGUGGUUGUAUCUUCAGUUCCAAAUAUCACGGUCAACACGACCGCCUUGACGAUAGUCCUCAGCACCGGGGCUGGACAAACAAGUGGAGGUUGCACAAGAUAUAUUGCUGCAAUUUCAUUCGGGCCCUGGAGCAGAUGACAUACGAGAAUACUGGCAGAAGCUCGAAAUUGUGGGAUGCACGAGGCGCUGAGGCUUUGGAACGAGGCGAGGGAAGAGUGCUCUCGAAUGCCCGGUUACCAAUGCCUCGAUGA
Molecule: messenger RNA, 432 nt
Organism: Plenodomus lingam JN3
Lineage: Eukaryota; Fungi; Ascomycota; Dothideomycetes; Pleosporales; Leptosphaeriaceae
Source: RefSeq, a predicted model, not a curated record